Messenger RNA from Cephus cinctus (wheat stem sawfly), 1375 nucleotides. Its product is annotated as protein TEX261. Gene Ontology annotation, molecular function: COPII receptor activity. Gene Ontology annotation, cellular component: endoplasmic reticulum membrane; COPII-coated ER to Golgi transport vesicle; Golgi membrane. Gene Ontology annotation, biological process: endoplasmic reticulum to Golgi vesicle-mediated transport. Lineage: Eukaryota; Metazoa; Arthropoda; Insecta; Hymenoptera; Cephidae. Bases 511 to 1113 code for a protein of 200 amino acids. The record is from RefSeq and is a predicted model, not a curated record. The transcript is spliced from 5 exons.
CGUUAAUCUUAUCGAGCUUAAAUUAUGCGCUGGACUUUAAGAUUACAAAGAAAAAAAAUAUUUAGGCAAUAUCUGAUAAGCGGUCUCGUUCGAAGGGUUUCUCUGGGAACCAGCGAUAAGUUACGGAGAACCUCUACCCACCAAGCUACACGUUCAGCUCGGCUACGACGGGAUAUGCAUUAUCGACGGAGACGAUGACCACAAAAUCAUACUUCCAGAAUCGUCGGUGCGAUUUACCGCCUUGCUUUUGGUAUCGCCUAAAACCGGAGCGUUGUGCAUCUCCCCACUCAUCUCUGCUGGUCAUUUCUGUUUUCUAUCCUGCUUAUUUCAUGUUAGCCACGUAAUCUAUGGAAAAAGCAUAAGUGAUCGUUUCACGUCGUUUUGCUUAUACUGAUACAUCUCUGCUGAUAGUUAUUAGAUAAAAUCGGUAUUUUUUUCAAUUUAAUGAUGCGAGUAAUGUCGUUGUUUAAUUAUGUGACUGAAUCGAUGGCGUAAUUAUGUUAUUUUAAGAUGUGGUUCUUUUAUGUGCUAAGUUGGAUUUCUCUAAUUGUGCAGCUAUGUUUUGGCACGAUUUCCAUAGCUGCAGGCCUUUAUUACAUGGCAGAAUUGGUAGAGGAAUAUACAGCAAUAUCCAAGAGAGUGAUAAAGAGUUUUAUACUUGGAACGUUUUUCAUACAUCUAGGUUUCCUACUCUUUGAAAAUCUACCAACUACAAUGGUAAUAUGUGGAGUAGCUGCACAAGUUGCACACUUAUUCAUUCUCCAAACCUUUCCCUAUGUUUAUAUUACUUCACCAGCAUUCAUCGUGGCUAUAAUAAUGCUAGUCAUCAAUCAUUACUUAGCGUUUACUUACUUUGCCUCUGUGUAUUAUAACUUUUCUGAGGUAAUGGCAUAUUUUACGCUAUGCCUGUGGUUGGUUCCAUUUGCACUGUUCGUUUCUCUAUCAGCUAAUGAAAAUGUACUUCCCACAGUAUCAGAGACUACACCACUUAUAGAUAACAGUGAUGUAGUAAGCAAUUAUUUCUCUAGAAGGCAGAAAAAAUAUGGUUUACUCUCUUUCUUCAAUUACGCCAAGGAAUCAAUUCUUCCUCAACGCAAUAAGAAGUCUUUUUAAGAAUGCAUUGGGAAUUAUACAUCGAGUUGACGUACGCCUUUGGAUUGCAAAUUAAAUCAAUAAUUUAUCUAUCCUUUUUAUAAACCAGCGUCGUUAGGUAAUUAAGAAUACACAGAACUGCAAAUAUUAAUUGUAUCAAAUAAGAAAUUGAGGCAGGAGUGUACAGUAGCACGUGAAGUUCGUUUUUACUAGCAAGAAAAUAUUUGUGUAGAAUAUCAAAAUGCCCUGUUUUUCAAAUAAACGUCAAAAAAUUCACCACUUA